Molecule: messenger RNA, 1012 nt
Organism: Ipomoea nil (Japanese morning glory)
Lineage: Eukaryota; Viridiplantae; Streptophyta; Magnoliopsida; Solanales; Convolvulaceae
Product: peptidyl-tRNA hydrolase 2, mitochondrial
Exons: 8
Coding region: 102-704 (200 amino acids)
Cellular component (GO): cytosol; mitochondrion
Molecular function (GO): peptidyl-tRNA hydrolase activity
Source: RefSeq, a predicted model, not a curated record
GUAUCAGUCGGAUGGUGCCACUCUAAUGUAACUGCAGCUCCACCGCUGAAACUUUGAGGCCCCUAUCAUAAGCAGGUAGUUCUUCUUCUACCAGAAACCCAAUGCAGCGUUAUUCUCAAACUUCAAAGAAGCCGAAAGAGCAGAAAGAAUGGGUAGGAGCGAGUUUCAAGCCAGAGAACUUUAUACCCGGGGUAGUAAUUGGGUUCAUUCUUGGACUGUUAUUGGAUUGGUCGAAGCCACCCACCCCCAGCAAUAACAAAAGCACCAGCAGCUCUCUAACUAGGAAGAGUCGCUUGUUGUCCAAAUACCAACAGGAGAAGAUAAUGUCCCCUGGAGCAGCUAGCUCUGAUGACGAGCUCAAAAUGGUUUUGGUGGUAAGGCGGGACUUGAAGAUGGGGCAAGGAAAAAUUGCAUCCCAAUGUGCACAUGCUGCGACUGGCAUGUAUUCAGAGCUAAUGUCCAGUGAUAGGUCUCUGUUGAGGCAGUGGGAGCUUUGUGGACAGCCCAAAAUAGUUGUUACCUGCAAGAAUCAGCAAGAAAUGAACAACUUGAAGGAAGCAGCUGACAGCAUAGGCCUCCCAACUUUUGUGGUUGCAGAUGCGGGACGUACACAGGUUGCUUCUGGUUCGAAAACAGUUCUUGCUGUGGGGCCUGGAAGUAAAGCAGCGGUGGAUUCUAUAACCGGGAAACUGAAUUUGCUUUGAUGGCGGUUGAGUACUAGGGUAGUUUCUUCUCAAUUCUCUCGAGAUCAGACAUAUGAGCUCACAGAAGAGAUGUCGUCGUUCUUCAUGGAUGGCAGUUCUGCUUCUCGAAAACAGAUUCUUAUGGCAGAAUGAUCCGAUAUGUAGUGUUAGAAAGAUCCUCUAUGUCCUAGUCUAGUUUAUUGGUUCAUUUUAGGAAACGGAUUAGAGACAUUCAUUUUAAUGUUUAUGGAACUUGUCUUGAUGUCAUGUUUGCCCACAUUACAAGAUUCAAUGUAGUAUUCUUAAAGCUAAACAACAUUUGCACUGCA